Messenger RNA from Cimex lectularius (bed bug), 2428 nucleotides. RefSeq names its product bifunctional 3'-phosphoadenosine 5'-phosphosulfate synthase (gene Papss). Gene Ontology annotation, biological process: sulfate assimilation; 3'-phosphoadenosine 5'-phosphosulfate biosynthetic process. The record is from RefSeq and is a predicted model, not a curated record. Gene Ontology annotation, molecular function: ATP binding; adenylylsulfate kinase activity; sulfate adenylyltransferase (ATP) activity. Bases 166 to 2091 code for a protein of 641 amino acids. The transcript is spliced from 8 exons. NCBI's taxonomy places the organism in Eukaryota, Metazoa, Arthropoda, Insecta, Hemiptera, Cimicidae.
GCACUUGACACGCAGAUCGGGUCUGGGUCGGCCUCGCCCGGUUGUCAAGGGGUAAAGGAAGAGAUUUCCUGCAUUCGGGUUUCGGGGUCGGGUCCGGGCAUCUCGACAUUUUCUGCCAGAUCUUCAACAGAAGUGGAGAACAAAAGGAAAUCCAACCGGAUCGAAAUGACCCUGGACGAGAACGAAAGGGCGAAAAGGCAGAAGACGUGCGCACAAGUGGCAACAAAUGUCACCGAGCAGAAGCACAAAGUAUCAAGGGAUCACAGAGGACAGGUUCUCGGAAAUGUCAGAGGGUUCAGAGGGUGCACGGUCUGGUUCACUGGCCUUUCCGGAGCAGGGAAAACUUCUAUUUCAUUUAACCUCGAGGCAUACCUCGUCUCAAAAGGAAUACCAGCAUAUGGUCUCGAUGGUGACAACAUAAGAACUGGUCUUAACAAAAAUCUCGGGUUCAGCCCAGAGGACCGUGAAGAGAAUAUAAGAAGAGUUGCCGAAGUUGCCAGGCUUUUUGCAGACAGUGGUGUUAUCGCCCUGUGCAGUUUUGUCUCACCAUUCGCUCCAGACCGUGAAAUGGCAAGGAAUGUCCACAAGCAGAACGACCUGCCAUUUUUUGAAGUUUUCGUCGACACACCUAUCAACGUCUGUGAGCAAAGGGAUGUUAAAGGGUUGUACAAGAAGGCGAGGCAAGGGGUCAUAAAGGGAUUCACAGGAGUCGAUCAGCCAUAUGAUGUCCCGGAGAACCCUGAUUUAGUUUUGAAAACUGUCGAAGGCUCGAUUGAAGAUUGCAGCCUCCAAGUUGUCAAACUCUUAGAAGAACAUGGAAUCAUUCCUCUUUUGGAACGUCCUGGUGGUGAAGUUAUGGAAUUGUUCGUUGACAGCAACAAGCUCCCGAGUGUUCUCAGUGAGUCAAAACAAUUCAAGAAGUUUGAACUUAGUGAAUUAGACUUACAAUGGGUGCAAGUGUUGAGCGAAGGCUGGGCAACUCCGCUCAACGGGUUUAUGAAUGAGCAGCAGUUUUUACAAGUAUGUGUGUAUUUCAAUAGUUUCAUAAAGCUUUAUUUGUUCAUUUUUAUAUUACUUUUUCAGACUUUACAUUUCAAUUGUCUACAAGAUGGACACAACCAGUCUGUCCCUAUUGUGCUUCCUGUAUCAACAGAGGACAAAGAAAGGCUCGAAGGUGAGCCUGCGAUGACCCUCUGCUACAAAGGAAAAGUGGUUGCAGUUCUACGAGAGCCUAAAUUUUUCGCCCACAGGAAAGAAGAAAGGGUCUGUCGACAGUUUGGGACAUGCCACCAGGGCCAUCCUUACGUAAAGAUGAUUUAUGAAAGUGGUGACUUCCUAGUGGGAGGCCGCCUGGAGGUUUUUGAAAGGAUUAAGUGGAAUGAUGGCCUUGAUGAGUAUCGUUUGACUCCAAAUGAGCUAAGGGCUAAGUUCAAGGAGAUGGGAGCAGAUGCCGUAUUUGCAUUCCAACUUAGAAACCCGAUUCAUAAUGGGCACGCAUUGCUCAUGCAGGACACACGUGAUAAGCUUCUAAGCAGGGGAUUCAAGAAACCCGUACUGCUUUUGCAUCCUCUUGGUGGCUGGACAAAGGAAGAUGACGUUCCGCUGCCGACUAGGAUGAAACAGCACGCAGCUGUGCUUAAAGAACGCGUACUCGAUCCUGAAAGUACUGUCUUGGCAAUUUUCCCUUCGCCCAUGAUGUACGCUGGACCUACUGAAGUCCAGUGGCAUGCUAAAGCGAGGAUGGCUGCAGGGGCGCAGUUUUAUAUAGUGGGGCGUGACCCAGCUGGUCUGCCCCAUCCGGAUAAAUCAGUAGGAGGCGAUCUAUAUGAUCACACUCACGGCGCAUACGUGCUGUCCACGGCGCCUGGACUGCCUCACCUUGAAAUAAUACCAUUCAAGGUGGCGGCUUUUGACAAGUCCAAGGGCAAAAUGGACUUCUUCGAUCCUAAAAGGAAGGAUGAUUUUGAAUUCAUAUCAGGAACAAAGAUGAGACAUCUUGCAAGAACAGGUGCUCUCCCUCCAAAAGGAUUCAUGGCACCAUCGGCAUGGGACGUUUUGUCUAGCUAUUACAAAAAUGUCGAAUGUUCAUGAGAAUUGUUUAUAAAAGUACCAUCAUGUUAAUCAGCAUAUGAAUUUGCCACAGUGCCAGUUUUCAUCAUUUUCUUUCAUAUUACAAAAAACAAGUUUUAUAUCCAAAACAGAAAACUUUGUUGCAAUAUAAAUUUUAUGAUUUACUUGUUGAUCAAUUUUGUUGAAUGUUAUUCAUUAAAGCUGUGCGACGUGUUGACGGUUUGAUCUUGUUGGAAUAUUAAGCAAUGCCAAAGACUUGUCAAUUUAUCACUGUUUACACCACUAAGAUACCUUUUAUUGUUUAAAUUUUAUAUAAGUAUAAAUAAUAAAAAUAUUAACUGUUGUAAAUUCAAAUAUA